Lobosporangium transversale is the source of this 579-nucleotide messenger RNA. RefSeq lists its product as hypothetical. Bases 1 to 579 code for a protein of 192 amino acids. The record is from RefSeq and is a predicted model, not a curated record. Lineage: Eukaryota; Fungi; Mortierellomycota; Mortierellomycetes; Mortierellales; Mortierellaceae. The transcript has a single exon.
AUGCAACGAUAUGAAGAACCAUCUACAAAAUCGUCAUCAGAGAAGCGCAAGGUCGCUGCUGCGUUGGGCUCGAAAAACGGCAAGGCUAGUGGCAAUGGCGAUGGCGAGGAUGAUCAACUUGAGGACGAUGAUGGAGGUGAUGAGGGUGAUGAUAGUGAUACAUAUGCGUCGCUUGGCACACCAAACAAAAAGAAAUCGAGGCUCACUGAAUCUCCUACUAUUCGACGGGCAGGGUUUGGAUCAAGAAAGGAAGAGGAAGAGAUGGGUGGAGGAUAUCAUGAGGAGGAGGAAGAAGUAGAUGAGUUGGAAGAAGGUGGCGAGGAAGAAGUGGAUGAGUUGGAAGGCGAAAAUGAUGAGACAAUGUCAGAUGGGGAUAUAGGCGAUAUUGGACCAGUGUCAAAUAUGUCCUCUCAAACCGAACCCACAACCACAAUCACAACGAAUUCAUCAAUUCCUAUUACUUCGACAUACAUUGGCGCGAGUGUCCCCCAUCAAGAAAGAGCAGAGUCGGAACUAGUUGAGAUUGAGGACUCAGAUAUGAAUAUGGACUCAACAGCAAUAGAGCCAAGUUCUAAGUAG